This is a messenger RNA of Pisolithus orientalis, 931 nucleotides long. RefSeq lists its product as uncharacterized. NCBI's taxonomy places the organism in Eukaryota, Fungi, Basidiomycota, Agaricomycetes, Boletales, Pisolithaceae. The record is from RefSeq and is a predicted model, not a curated record. The coding region runs from base 198 to 782 and encodes 194 amino acids. The transcript has 7 exons. Gene Ontology annotation, molecular function: GTP binding.
GUUCGCCCCGGGGCAGCUCUCCGUUUCCGUACGCCGAAAGAAGUCGCGUCUCCGUUUCCGGCAUCAGCCGCCUGUUGAAACCUUCACGAUCGGUUCGGGCGAUGUUCUCUCCAGAUUGGAAGGACAUGGUAUAUUCCACCGUGCAAAUCUUUCCUUCGACUCCUGAGAUCUGAGACCCUUGCAGUGUUUCAGCAGAAAUGGGGCGAGUUACUCGUCACCCUCGGAUUCGCAUCCCAAACCCAAAUAGCCGUACGCAAAUAAUAGAUGCCACUGAAUGGGUCUUGACAGAGGGCCUGCAGAGUAGAGUUCCGAACCCAAACCCAUCUUCCCCCGCAGAUACCGAGAGUCUGCAACCAAAUGCCGAGCAGUCGGUCGCAGUGCGAAGCGUACCAACCGAUGUUACAGUCGGCAGUACAGGCACAUCUGGACUGUCAAAUUCCGAAGGUUUACAGCCAACCACUAAGGAACUGAUCGACAUUUGUCCUCGCUUUCGAGUCUUUGUAGUUGGAAAGUCAGGUGUAGGGAAGUCGACUCUGAUCAAUCGAAUAUUCGGUCUGGAAGUUGCGCACGUCGCAAAAGAUCGACCAGGGCAAGCAGCUAUCGAGAAAGAACUCAUUUCACAGGAGAACAACAGAUUCAUCUUGCACGGCAGCCGAGGUUUCGAACCAGCCGAAGGCAGCAACUAUGACGUCGUGAAGUCAUUCAUAGAAGAGAGGAAGAAGAUGCCAGAUGUCAAAGAUCAGCUUCAUGUGGUCUGGUUAUGUUCUAGGUACCAAUUCUAAAAUACGGACGGCUGCUGGAGGACGGUGUGGAAGCGUUCCUUAGAGAAGCGAAGGAAGCCUUAGGGAACAUCCCGACCACAGUGGUAUUUACCAAGUACGACAGAGUUGUGAGUUUCGUGCGAAAGAAGAAGUCAACAGACCCUGAGGCG